Molecule: messenger RNA, 1006 nt
Organism: Scaptodrosophila lebanonensis
Lineage: Eukaryota; Metazoa; Arthropoda; Insecta; Diptera; Drosophilidae
Gene: Uev1A
Product: ubiquitin-conjugating enzyme E2 variant 2
Exons: 4
Coding region: 53-490 (145 amino acids)
Biological process (GO): DNA damage tolerance; protein K63-linked ubiquitination
Cellular component (GO): nucleus
Source: RefSeq, a predicted model, not a curated record
CGAUAGCAAAGCCAUCGAUGUUUUUGCAGCUCAAACUCUAGCAUAAACCACAAUGGCGAAUACAUCAAGUACCGGCGUUGUGGUGCCACGAAAUUUUCGCCUACUGGAGGAACUGGAUCAGGGCCAAAAGGGUGUGGGCGAUGGAACCAUUUCGUGGGGUCUUGAAAAUGAUGAUGACAUGACACUAACCUAUUGGAUUGGCAUGAUCAUUGGUCCACCUAGAACACCAUUCGAGAAUCGAAUGUACUCACUAAAAAUUGAAUGCGGCGAGCGUUAUCCCGAUGAGCCCCCAACGCUCAGAUUUUUAACUAAAGUUAAUAUAAAUUGCAUUAAUCAGAAUAAUGGUGUGGUUGAUCAUAGAUCAGUGCCCAUGUUAGCCAGAUGGAGCCGAGAAUACACUAUAAAAACGAUGCUGCAGGAAAUUCGUAGGAUUAUGACCAUGAAAGAGAACUUGAAAUUGGCACAACCACCAGAAGGUAGUUGUUUUUAGUCAACAACAACAACUAAAGGAACAGCAACAACAACAACAACAGCAGCAGCACCAACAACAACAACUGCAGCAGCAGCAGCAACUACAACAACAGCAGCAGCACUACACACAACUACAACAACAACAGCAGCAGUGGCAACUUUAAGCUGAAAAUGCACGUUCAUCACACGGAUCGACGACAUAGUUGUACGUGCAUGUGUGGGCGUGUGUGUUGAGUCUGUGUAUGUGCGUGCGUGCGUGUGUGUGUGUGUGUGUGCAUGUUACAAUAGAAGAUGGAGCAAAGUCGCAGCGUUGUUGUUGUUGUGAUUGAUGCCCAAUUGCAGCAGCAAUUAAAACAACAACAGCAGCAGCCUGAUAUACUAUAUAAGUAAGAGCCGCAACAACAACAGCAACGUCACUAUUACUGGUCGUCGUCCCUUCCGUCAUCGAACUACGUACUAUGUCAUCAUGUUUUGGUUUAUUCUCCCCAACAUUCUUGAUUAAGAAAUAAAAACUUUAAAACAGAAAACCAACAAA